Molecule: messenger RNA, 1704 nt
Organism: Oryzias latipes (Japanese medaka)
Lineage: Eukaryota; Metazoa; Chordata; Actinopteri; Beloniformes; Adrianichthyidae
Gene: orai1b
Product: ORAI calcium release-activated calcium modulator 1b
Biological process (GO): store-operated calcium entry
Cellular component (GO): membrane
Molecular function (GO): store-operated calcium channel activity
Source: RefSeq, a predicted model, not a curated record
AGACGGAUUUUUUUUUUUACUUUGUGCUAAAUUUGCCCAACUAAAUUAUAAACAGACAUUGUUAUUGACGUGUGAUAAAAAAGUAAAGAUAAAAUGAUCACUUGCAUAUUUUUUUUAAAUGUUGGAAUUAACCCGUUACGUCUUUUCUUCAUGAUUUACUUCGAAAUUAACUAAGAUAUUAUCUAUAUGAGGGAGUUUUACUUUAAUUGUGGGUGUCUAGUUUGAUGGAAUAUAAAAGUAAUUGUCGUUACGACAUUAUAAUCAGAGCGGUGCAGUUAUGACCCCUCGGUUGACUUAGCAACGGAUAUUCCAGGCGUGUGCGCGCGCAGGCUUGUGGGUAGUUUAAGGUGCAGGCAGCACAGCACGCCGAAGGAAGCUCGUUGGUGGCCUCCGUAGCAGCUUCCGUAGUUCCGUCAGCUGCCGACGUUAAUGGUUUCCGAGAGUACGUAGGUGGCUCUCUCUUCUUCCUUAAGAGCCAAAAAGAAAAUAGCGACCGCGCUGCUCGGACGGUGUUCUUCAACAUGAGCCUGAACGAGCAUUCACUACAAGCACUGUCUUGGAGGAAGCUGUAUCUGAGUCGAGCCAAACUGAAGGCGUCCAGUCGAACGUCAGCCCUGUUGUCUGGAUUUGCUAUGGUUGCUAUGGUUGAAGUGCAGCUGGACAACAGUUACCCCUACCCCCCUGCCCUUCUCAUCGCCUUCAGUGCCUGCACCACGGUGCUUGUGGCCGUUCACCUGUUUGCUCUGAUGGUCAGCACCUGCAUCCUGCCAAAUAUCGAGGCUGUCAGCAACGUGCACAAUCUCAACUCUGUGAAGGAGUCUCCGCAUGACCGGAUGCACCGGCACAUUGAACUGGCCUGGGCUUUUUCCACUGUCAUCGGUACCUUGCUCUUCCUGGCUGAGGUUGUUCUGCUCUGCUGGGUGAAAUUCCUACCUAUUAAACCCAACAAGUCCAGCAACAACACAAUGUCAUCUGGUGUUGCUGCCGCCAUCACUUCGACCUCCAUCAUGGUUCCCUUUGGUUUGAUCUUCAUAGUCUUUGCAGUGCAUUUCUAUCGCUCGCUGGUCAGCCACAAGACGGACAGACAGUUUCAGGAGCUUGAGGAGCUAUCCAACCUCACAAAGCUUCAAAACGAGCUUGACAACAGGGGGGAGGCUUCUAUCUUGCAGUCACCAAGCUCCCAUUUCCCAUAGAUUUGAAGGAAGUAUUCUGGUGGAACUUUUAAUUUUCUUGGGGAUUUCUUCACCACAACGUUGGCUUCAAACUUUCUACACAAAUGAAGGAUUUACGUCCUCGUGAAAUUUGCUAUUGUGAAGAGUUGUAUUUUUAGAGGACACGAAGGAUUAAAUGUGAGCUCAUAAGUUUGUUCUAAUGCAUGUCGUUCAAGCGUCCGGUCUUAAACUAAUGCGGGAUUUGAAUUUGAAUUCAUGGCAGACACUGGAUCGGUACACCUGUCUGUUGCCUGCGUUUAUUGUUUUUUCAGUAGGCACUGCAUAUUUUUGUGUAUAUUUACUAGUGUUUUGUGAGCCACUGCAAUAACUUUUUUCCCUUCACAUUAACAGGAUCUACUUCAGAAAAGUCCAGUGUUUUGCUUCCUGUCCUUUGAGCUGUCUCACUAAUUGUGCCAAAUUUGCAGUAUUAUUUGAGUCUGCUGAUAAGUUUUGGCAUUUUUUUUUUCAUUAAAAAGAACAGAUGAAAACCCUU